AGCCUGUGUGUUAUCUCCAUAUUCCUUAUUGCUUUCUAAUGAUAGUGAAAAGUUGCAAAUUAUGCAGUAUAAUAUGAGGUUUUAUAUUACUUGUCAGCAAUGUAUAUUAACCACUUGCAUUGUUCCUGAAAUGAAUGUAUCAACCAUAAUGGUGUUAAAAAGACCAGCUUAUAUUGUGCUGCCAGUAGCGCUUAAUAAAUCUUGGUAUACAGAUAUAGGGGCGGAAAUUAUAAGACAGGUUGGAGAGCUCAUACGGCCAAAAAGAUUUGUGGCUACUUUGAUUUUGGGAAUUUCCGCCUUAAUAGGAAUAUUAAGCUCUUUUACUGUCGCAACAUAUGCUUUAGUGAAGGAAGUGCAAACAGCACAAUAUGCUAAUGAUUUAUCAAAAAAUAUAUCCUUGGCUUUAGCAACCCAGGAAGCAAUAGAUAGAAAGUUAGAAACUAAAGUUGAUGCCCUUGAAGAAGCAGUUUUACAUAUUGGUCAAGAACUUGCUGCUUUAAAAAUUCGCUUAUCUUUAACAUGCCAUAAAAAAUAUUCUUGGAUAUGUGUUACUCCUUUAAAAGUAAAUUAUUCUGAAUAUUCUUGGGAACAAAUUCAAAUGCAUAUUUUAAAUGUAUGGAAUUCUAGUGAUGUGGGAAUUGAUUUGGAACAGUUACAUAAGCAAAUUCAUGAUAUUGCGGCCUCUCAAUAUGAUAUGAAUCCCUCUAAAGCUGCUGCAGAAUUUUUACAAAAUUUACAAAGUUAUUUUAAAAAUAAUUCCUUUAUGCAUAUUUUAAUAAAUUAUGGGGCUGCCGGAGUGGUUAUAAUUUUGCUUCUUAUUUCUUUUCCAGUCAUUAUCCGAUUAAUUCAAACUGCCCUUCAAAGUGUAUACAGAACCAAAGUGGAAUUACAUACUGCCUUUUUAAAAAAUAAAAAAGGGGGAGAUGUCGGGAGCCACAUAGGAAGUGCCUUUGAGUUACAGCACAGACGAGACCCGUAGUGUCAAGCAAAGUUGAUGCUAUCGGGUAUAAAUAUGGAAAAGCAAAGCUCUCGUUUG
This is a messenger RNA of Orcinus orca (killer whale), 1036 nucleotides long. Its product is annotated as endogenous retrovirus group K member 7 Env polyprotein-like. Lineage: Eukaryota; Metazoa; Chordata; Mammalia; Artiodactyla; Delphinidae. The record is from RefSeq and is a predicted model, not a curated record. The coding region runs from base 62 to 979 and encodes 305 amino acids. Gene Ontology annotation, molecular function: structural molecule activity. The transcript is spliced from 2 exons.